This is a messenger RNA of Porites evermanni, 10210 nucleotides long. The record is from the annotation of a GenBank genome assembly. NCBI's taxonomy places the organism in Eukaryota, Metazoa, Cnidaria, Anthozoa, Scleractinia, Poritidae.
AAAGCCAUAGAAUACCAUGAACGACACCUCAAAAUUUCGGAAGAAGUGGGAGACAGGGCAGGAGAAGGAAUAGCGUACUCUAAUCUUGGCAUUGCCUAUCACAGUCUUGGAGAUUUCCACAAGGCCAUUGAGUUUCAUGAACAAUGCCUCAAAAUUUUCAGGGAAGUGGGAGACAGGGCAGGAGAAGGAAAAGCGUACGGUAAUCUUGGCAGCGCCUAUGACAGUCUUGCAGAUUUCCAGAAAGCCAUAGAGUACCAUGAACGACACCUCAAAAUUUCGAAAGAAGUGGGAGACAGGGCAGGAGAAGGAAGAGCGUACGGUAAUCUUGGCAACGCCUAUCACAGUCUUGGAGAUUUCCAGAAAGCGAUAGGGUACCAUGAACGAGACCUCAAAAUUUCCAAGGAAGUGGCAGACAGGGCAGGAGAAGGAGGCGCGUACGGUAGUCUUGGCAUCGCUUAUGACAGUCUUGGAGAUUUUCAAAAAGCCAUAGAGUACCAUGAACGACACCUCAAAAUUUCGAAAGAAGUGGGAGACAGGGCAGGAGAAGAAAUAGCGUACGGUAAUCUUGGCAACGCCUAUCACAGUCUUGGAGAUUUCCAGAAAGCGAUAGGGUACCAUGAACGAGACCUCAAAAUUUCCAAGGAAGUGGCAGACAGGGCAGGAGAAGGAGGCGCGUACGGUAGUCUUGGCAUCGCUUAUGACAGUCUUGGAGAUUUUCAAAAAGCCAUAGAGUACCAUGAACGACACCUCAAAAUUUCGAAAGAAGUGGGAGACAGGGCAGGAGAAGAAAUAGCGUACUCUAAUCUUGGCAUUGCCUACAGAAAUUUUGGCGAUUUUCAGAAAGCCAUAGAGUACCAUGAACGAGACCUCAAAAUUUCGAAAGAAGUGGGAGACAGGGCAGGAGAAGGAAAAGCGUACUGUAAUCUUGGCAACACCUAUCACAGUCUUGGAGAUUUCCACAAAGCCAUUGAGUUUCAUGAACAAUGCCUAAAAAUUUCCAAGGAAGCGGGAGACAGGGCAGGAGAAGGAAGAGCGUACGGUAAUCUUGGCAACGCCUAUUACAGGCUUGGAGAUUUCCAGAAAGCCAUAGAGUACCAUGAACGACACCUCAAAAUUUCGAAAGAAGUAGGAGACAGGGCAGGAGAAGGAAAAGCGUACGGUAACCUUGGCAACGCCUAUUACAGUCUUGGAGAUUUCCAGAAAGCGAUAGAGUACCAUGAACGAGACCUCAACAUUUCCAAGGAAGUGGGAGACAGGGCAGGAGAAGGAAAAGCGUACUGUAAUCUUGGCAACGCCUAUCACAGUCUUGGAGAUUUUCAAAAAGUCAUAGAGUACCAUGAACGACACCUCAAAAUUUUGAAAGAAGUGGGAGACAGGGCAGGAGAAGGAAUAGCGUACUCUAAUCUUGGCAUUGCCUAUCGCAGUGUUGGAGAUUUCGAGAAAGCCAGAGAGUACCAUGAACGACACCUCAUAAAUUCGAAAGAGGUGGGAGAUAGGGCAGGAGAAGGAAAAGCGUACGGUAAUCUUGGCAACGCCUAUGACAGUCUUGGAGAUUUCCAGAAAGCCAUAGAGUACCAUGAACGACAGCUCAAAAUUUCGAAAGAAGUGGGAGACAGGGCAGGAGAAGGAAAAGCGUACUGUAAUCUUGGCAACGCCUAUGACAGUCUUGGAGAUUUCCAGAAAGGCAUAGAGUACCAUGAACGACACCUCAAAAUUUCGAAAGAAGUGGGAGACAGGGCAGGAGAAGGAAUAGCGUACUCUAAUCUUGGCAUUGCCUAUGACCGUCUUGGAGAUUUCCGGAAAGCUGUUCGGUAUUAUAAGAACAGUGUUAUGGCCUUCGACCACAUUAGAAAACUAAUAUCUAUGGACGAGUGGAAGAUUGCCUUUAAAAUUAAGUAUGAUCGUAUCAAUGUGAGGCUAUGGGAGCUGCAGUUUAAGGAAGGUAAAGUCAUCGAGGCACUUUUAACUGCUGAUCAAGGACGUGCAGGAGCUUUAAAUGAUCUUCUGGAGUUCAAGUAUGGCCUUAAAGGGUUACGCCAAGAAAUAGGAACACUUUCUGCAAGACCAAGUGACUUUGCUGGUUACUUACCACCAAAUACAGCUUUCAUGGGUAUCAGCGAGGGAGGAAUAGUUCUCUGGGUGAACAAGAAAGGAAAAGAAAUCAAAACUAGAAGAACUGUGAUCGAUAUCUCAACCUAUCUCAAUAUCACAAACUAUUUUCAGUGUCUUUUGGAAACUACACAUGAAGAAAUAGGUUUGAAAGCUGAUGUUAAUUGUGAAGAUCGUUCUAGCAAUCAUGGCUAUUUUAUCGUCGGUCACAUCCUUAUUAAAUAGCCAAACUUCGAAUAAACACUUCGAACUUACAAGGGACAUAUUCAAAAACAAUAUAUUAUCUGCCACCGAUUCCUAACGACCUCACUCAGUUACCAGAGGAAAAUCAAGUUGAGGGAAAACUAUCUUUUGUAAUACUACCACUGAAAUUUGUCACCAGUCCGGUUGUCAGGAAAGUCUCAGGGCAGGGUAGGGAAUAUGACAGCACAUCUGCGACAAUAAAAAUUUCACUUUACUUCAAAUCACACACAAAAUGCGAGUCUUGUUAAAGGUCACACAAGAGGCAUAUCCGGCAACGUAAGUAGAAAAACAGGAAGUCUAAGACCAACUUUCUCAUUAAGAUUCCAUCAGUCUACAUGAACAGAAUUUGUCAGGAGCACCCAACGACGGUUUUCUCCUAAAUGCAUUGAAAACACUUUUUAGGCCAUCCGCAGUACUUUUAGAUCUGUAGAAAUACAUUCUUAUCGGCGCUAGUUGAUAUUUGUUCAGUCAUCCUAGGGCAACUUGAAUCUUUUCGGAAUUACCAGGGCUUCAGUAUUAUAUUUUCCCGAAAAUGUUUAGAGGCAAUUUUAAGUUUUACGAAGGUGAGAAUUUUUCUGAUUCCUCUUUCCAUCGCAUUUUCGAAUCCACUCCUAUUACAGUGGAGCCAGCGCGCGCUACUGGCUACCAAGCAAUACUUUAAGGCAACAUAAAGCUUUAAAGCGUAACGCUAGACCCCAUCCCCGUUCUCUUCACACAUCUUCUUCGGUUUUGAUCAAACAGAACCAUCAAUCAGUUCCCACCCCGGGGGUAGAAAAACCCCGAGCUGUUUACUUAGUGAUGAACACGGAAAGUGAAAAUUUGUCUGACUGCGUAGCAAGCGUGAACAGGGGUUAGGGAUUGGAAGGAGGGAGGGAGGGGUGGGGAAUUUCAUACCAGGGGAUUAGUAGACGAUUGAAACAAACUACCUCAAUCUCACUUAAUGCGGAAAUCGUAAUACAUUGAUAAAAUUAAAGCGGACAUAGAAAAUUGGAAGAACCUGGAAGGAAGACUAUCUUUCGUGCGGAAUUACGACUGAAAUUUGUCACCAGUCCGGUUGUCAAUCAAGUUCCAGGGGUAGGCCCUAUGACAGCACAACUGCGACAAUUGAAAUUCCAGUCUUAUUUUUUUCACCUCAAAUCAAACACAAAGUGUAUUUGAGCCUCGUUAGAAGAUUAGAAGGUCACUCAUCACAAAGCAUAUCCAGCAGUAUUCGGAGAAAAAACAGGAAGUUUCAGACCAACUGUUCGGAAGUCAGCCAAACGCGGUCAUUGCACGCGUGCUGAACAAGAAUGUUGUAUCAUGACAGACUAAACUCCCAAAGCACAAAGUUAGCCAAAACGCUAAAAAUCUUCAAUGUUUACUCAAGUUUGGGCUUAUAGAACAUAAUGUCACAGUUUUUCAAUGAUCACGAAAUUCAGAAUUCGGGUAGUCAGUUAAUCGUUAAUCAAUUGUGGCCCUGAAAAGAUUUGAAGGAAAAAAAACUACGAAUUUUUAAGAAAAUGCUUUUUUCGUGAGAAGGACUCUUAAACGCUGACAAAAGUCAACAACUAGCUAAAACUAUAAUUUGUAUAUGUUUGCAUUGCUCGAAAUCGCGCGCAUUUACAAGGCCCUAAAGUUUUUUGCUGACUUGCACGGACCCAUCUGUUAUAAAGAUCCCCAAAAUAAAGGGAUAAAUCUCAUAGUUUAUUAGAUAUUAUCGAGUAAAGUUGGCUCUUCAUUUUCGCAUAAAUUAUGACCUAAAUUUGGAAACCGCUGAAUUUCUCGCAUUGGGUCUUUGCGAUUUUGGUGAAAGUCUGUUCAACGCAAGGCACUAAUACGCACUAUAUGUAGCCGAGAGAUUUUCACGAAAAAAUACCGGCAACGGCAGAAUUUCGACUCAGACCCCAAAUAGGUGUGGCACUAUAACCACGUGACAUUUACUCUGAUGGCCAAAAAUUUUGCUAUGUUGUAGAUUGAUCUAUAUGUUAUCCAUGCUAUAUGUUAGACUCACGAUCAAAGUAAAGGUGGGAUACCACAGAGCUUCAAAGUAGGAUGGUACCCUCACAAAAUAACUGGGUCGAGUCACCUUAAGUUUCCUUUUUCCCGCCGAAACUGACGUUCUUGUUCCAGUCUUUUCCCAGUCAACAGACGUCGUCGUCGUGAAAUUCGUCGUGGUUCUUAACUUCCCUAUUACCGGUUCUUCGUCGCUAGAGUUGCUAUUGUCGUACCUCCGAAAGAAAUUAUAAGAAAUUGUUGACCCUUUCGUCGGGACAAAUCAAGCGAACUAUCAAAACUACUUGGGAAUUUCUAACUAAGGUAGGCAUUGCAUUAGCUGAAGCUACACUAUAACUCCAAGGUUUACCGUAAAAAUGCAAACGGAGCUCUACGCGCACGAGCGUAGCCCCGUACCUAAUAUAAAAAAAAUCUGGUAAUCUUCUUACCCCAGCUGUUAGCCGAGAAAUUUUGGUAAUCACGUAACCGUACGCUCGCCUUUCCCACAGACAUACCAAUGUGAAAUAACUGAAUCAACAGGUAAUAUAUAGAUUUACCCAGGGCUAAAAGAGAAGCUUUGGUUAAUAAUACUUAUAAAUAAAAAAAAUUAAAUCGUGUCAGUAAUGUUCAACGGGGAAGGCAAUGAAAAUGGCAUCAAGAUCAAUAGAUCUAACAAGCAUCGCCAAAACGUGAUUUUUACUGUGCUGCCAAUUUAAUUUUCCAGGGGGAGUGGGUGGCUGCACACUUAGGUCACCAGGCAUGUCGCUGAACAUUGCGUGACGUAGCAUCUCAUGUGAGAGUUAAACAGUUACUCAUUUGAACAUUGUACCCUUUUGGAAGACUUUCGUAACAAGAAAAAUGAGUACCAUUUUUACGUCGGGGCUGUAUAGUACCUUUUCAAAUACCACCAUUAUGAAUAAAAAUAAGGAAGUGAGCCAUUCUAACCGGGAGACAAUAAGCGUCAUUUUCACGCACCCCUCCCUCAAUCUCUCUGCUCUCCAAAAUAUUGCUGGUUUUCAGUGUCACGCCAUUCAAAAUAGAUCAAAAUAAAAAUCAAAACCGUUCAAUAGAUAAAGUCCAGAAUCUGCGAAAUGAAAGGAGGUACAUAUACAAAGACCCUCGCCAAGAUUCAGGUCAGAGGAAUAUUUCGCAUACGAGAUAUCCGAAGAAAUGUUUUACCCGGCAAACUUAUAGAGAUUUGUAUGGAGACGCCAUGCUGGUACUCACCUGGAUGAGCUCCAACAUGGCGGACGGAAACCAACAGAAACAUCUGUUACCGAGUUUUGCUACAAAAGCGUGAAUCUAUUCUUCGAGAAACUCAUAAACAUUAAAGUAAUAUUUUUCUAAUACAUGAACUGUUUAGAUAGCAAAAUUUCCUGAAAUAAGUCAUUUAUUUAUUAUAACCUACAUGACAGCUCUCUUGGCCGCGUCAUGUAAAUGCCGCGCCACGCAAAAGCUUACUGAAAUUCAAGCGUACUCUAUCACAAAACCAAGAACCCUUUUGAAGCGAAAAUUUGUAUGAAAAUCAGUUUUCAGCUGCUGUAAUGCAUCGUGAAAGUAAAAUCUUGGUAGGAUCAAGAGUUUUUUAGUUUGAAUUUUAGUGACGUCAUGUGAAAAGCAACAAUAGUGUGACUAAUUUGACCUAACCAGAAAUUCCAAAAACUAUUGUCGUUACGGGUCAAAACGGCUGUUAAUAACAAGCAGUAAAUUUCUCAAUUCUGGUUCUUAAGACUAACAAAGCAAAUUAAAUUUAAGUUUUGGUUUUGUCUGAUAUUGCGUUAUAAAGCCUCUCUAGCUGUCCUAGUGAAUAUAUAUAAUAUUUUUUUGACGCAGUGAUAAACAAUGAGCACAUUCCCCAAGACAUUCCUUUCCUGUAAGGAAUGCGGACUAUUCAUACGCAAAGCAAGAAUCACAAUAACAUAAAAAGAGACAUUGGCCGUCACAUCUACUUUAUGGAAGAUAAUUUAUUGUAUGCAAUUUCUAAGUUACGUCAUGUGUUGUUCAAUGUUCUUCGUACAUGUCGUAUAUUCUAAGUAGCAUAGUGCACACAGCGAGCAUAGAUCAGAGAAUGCGUCAAGUGGUCGCUUUCAAGAGCUUAAAAAUAAUGGAAAAUCAUUAAACUUUCAGGCCCAAAAAGUGGUCGCGAUCGCUUACAAGAGGUGGUCGUUUACUAGAGGUUCCAACUGUAAGGCUUUGACUGGGAAAGUUUUGGUGCAUGAGUUUUGGAUUGGCGAUCUCUUAUGGGAGGUGGUCCCACAUGGAGGUUCGACUGUACCAUCAACUGACGUAAUACAACUCACUUUGACUCUGCAGAUGAUUACCGCGCGUCAGUCAAUGUCAAUGCAACAGUCCUAUUUAGUACUACGUCAGCCCUCGGACGAUCAUGCUCAUCCUACUUAUAGAUCUACUUAAGAAAAUAGGAGGGAAAAAAGGAAAACUCCUCAGGUUUUUACACCGAGUUGACCUUGAGCUGGAACCAGCUGUGGCUCUAUUACAGUUUUUUGAAAACCCACAAGCUUAAAAUACCUGUAACUUUCUCAGUGUUUUGGUGGUCUUUUCAGUUGCUAAACACUUGUAUUCCGCUACCCAGAGAUGUUAACCCUUAGAAAUAAGUUCACUCUCCCAAAUUUGAGUUUUCUGAACUGAUGUUUCCGCUGGCCCGGUUUGUAGUUUGUUGACAACAGAUUGAUUUUUUCAGUGGAAGGUAGAUGAAUGUACAAUGAGUAGGCAGACAAUUUUUAUUAUGUAAACACCAAUAAAAAACCAAAUGGGCUUUCGCGCAAAAACUUGAUAUCUUCACAUGUGAAAAUAACAUGUUAUCUUCACAUGUGAAAAUGUCAUCGUUGCUAUAGCUUCAUAAUAAACCGCACAUUUGAGACCAAAAAACUAUUUAUAAGUAAAAUGGUUGGUAUUUCAUUGGUGUUUAUAUAAUAAAUAGAACAUUACAUGGUCGCUUGGAGAUACGAAAUUUCUCUUCUCUUUUAACACUCGAAGAGAAUUUUCCCAUCUCCGCGCGGCCAUAUAAUAUCCUCAAUAUAUACACCAUGUUUAAACAAUGGUAAAUCUGUUUCUUUGUUGUUGUUUUUGUUUUUUUUAAUUUCGAUCAUUAUCACCAAACGAAUGUUAAUAUUUUCGUUUUUUAGAGACGACCCCAGUCCAUCAAAUCAUAUUAUACAACGAUGAAAAACUCGUAGAAGGAUCCCUUUUUGAGGCAAAUCGAAUGCGACUGUGAUCGACAAAAACGAAUAGUAAAGGAGCUAAUAAAUAAGCUUUUACUCCAGCUUUUAAUUUUACUUUUCAGACCCUCCUCGUUAUCGUAGAUAAAGAGACUGAUAGUAUCAGUAGAAAAAAGAAACCACGAUAUGUGGCUGAGCUGAAAGAGCAAAGCCAGCAAAAAAAAUAUGACAACCACAGCUAUUAAUGGUAAUAUUGGCGACCCCUUUGUCAACUUAAAAGAUUUCCAGCACGCCCUAGGCAUCGCCUAUUACAGUCUGGGAGAAUUCCGGAAAGCCAUAGAAUACCAUGAACGACACCUCAAAAUUUCGGAAGAAGUGGGAGACAGGGCAGGAGAAGGAAUAGCGUACUCUAAUCUUGGCAUUGCCUAUCACAGUCUUGGAGAUUUCCACAAGGCCAUUGAGUUUCAUGAACAAUGCCUCAAAAUUUUCAGGGAAGUGGGAGACAGGGCAGGAGAAGGAAAAGCGUACGGUAAUCUUGGCAGCGCCUAUGACAGUCUUGCAGAUUUCCAGAAAGCCAUAGAGUACCAUGAACGACACCUCAAAAUUUCGAAAGAAGUGGGAGACAGGGCAGGAGAAGGAAGAGCGUACGGUAAUCUUGGCAACGCCUAUCACAGUCUUGGAGAUUUCCAGAAAGCGAUAGAGUACCAUGAACGAGACCUCAACAUUUCCAAGGAAGUGGGAGACAGGGCAGGAGAAGGAAAAGCGUACUGUAAUCUUGGCAACGCCUAUCACAGUCUUGGAGAUUUUCAAAAAGUCAUAGAGUACCAUGAACGACACCUCAAAAUUUUGAAAGAAGUGGGAGACAGGGCAGGAGAAGGAAUAGCGUACUCUAAUCUUGGCAUUGCCUAUCGCAGUGUUGGAGAUUUCGAGAAAGCCAGAGAGUACCAUGAACGACACCUCAUAAAUUCGAAAGAGGUGGGAGAUAGGGCAGGAGAAGGAAAAGCGUACGGUAAUCUUGGCAACGCCUAUGACAGUCUUGGAGAUUUCCAGAAAGCCAUAGAGUACCAUGAACGACAGCUCAAAAUUUCGAAAGAAGUGGGAGACAGGGCAGGAGAAGGAAAAGCGUACUGUAAUCUUGGCAACGCCUAUGACAGUCUUGGAGAUUUCCAGAAAGGCAUAGAGUACCAUGAACGACACCUCAAAAUUUCGAAAGAAGUGGGAGACAGGGCAGGAGAAGGAAUAGCGUACUCUAAUCUUGGCAUUGCCUAUGACCGUCUUGGAGAUUUCCGGAAAGCUGUUCGGUAUUAUAAGAACAGUGUUAUGGCCUUCGACCACAUUAGAAAACUAAUAUCUAUGGACGAGUGGAAGAUUGCCUUUAAAAUUAAGUAUGAUCGUAUCAAUGUGAGGCUAUGGGAGCUGCAGUUUAAGGAAGGUAAAGUCAUCGAGGCACUUUUAACUGCUGAUCAAGGACGUGCAGGAGCUUUAAAUGAUCUUCUGGAGUUCAAGUAUGGCCUUAAAGGGUUACGCCAAGAAAUAGGAACACUUUCUGCAAGACCAAGUGACUUUGCUGGUUACUUACCACCAAAUACAGCUUUCAUGGGUAUCAGCGAGGGAGGAAUAGUUCUCUGGGUGAACAAGAAAGGAAAAGAAAUCAAAACUAGAAGAACUGUGAUCGAUAUCUCAACCUAUCUCAAUAUCACAAACUAUUUUCAGUGUCUUUUGGAAACUACACAUGAAGAAAUAGGUUUGAAAGCUGAUGUUAAUUGUGAAGAUCGUUCAUUGAGGAACCCAAGAGAUAACAGUUAGCAGAAGAAAGAUCCAGUGAGCCAAGGUCUAAUUCCUCAUCUUUUGGGGAGACAAAGUCAUUACAAACAUUGUACAAUGUUGUUAUAGGCCCCAUAAGAGACUUAGUCGACGGCGAUGAAAUUGUGAUUGUUCCAGAAGGACCUCUGUGUUUGGCGCCUUAUGCUGCUUUUAUGGACAUGAAAUCAAAGUACCUCUGCGAAACUUUCAGAAUUCGUCUGCUCCCCUCGCUUUCUAGUCUUCGAUUAAUCCAAGACUGUCCAGCAGAUUGGCACAGCAAGACUGGCGCUCUUCUCGUCGGCGAUCCGUGGGUACAGGAGGUAACGACGCUAAAGUAGUUAGCGUGGGCCGAAAAAGAAGUGCAGAUGAUUGGGGAAAUUCUUCACACUGUACCUCUCGUUGGAAAGCAGGCAACAAAAGAUGAAGUUUUGAGACGUAUUUCCUCUGUUGCUUUGGUGCAUAUUGCUGCUCACGGUGAAAUGGAAACAGGAGAAAUUGCGUUGGCCCCAAACACAACGCGUUCAUCCGUGGAUCCAGCCGAGGACUAUAUCUUAACUAUGAAAGAUGUUUUAAAGGCGCAGAUUAGGGCAAGACUUGUUGUACUUAGUUGUUGUCAUAGUGCUCGGGGAGAAGUCAAAUCUGAGGGUGUGGUCGGCAUCGCACGGGCUUUUUUGGGUGCUGGUGCUCGUUCUGUUCUGGUGUCCCUGUGGGCGAUUGAGGACGAGGCUACGAUGGAGUUCAUGGAAUUUUUCUACCUACAACUAGUCAAUGGAAGAAGUGCCAGUGAGGCUCUGAAUGAGGCCAUGAAAUCCAUGAGAGAAUCUGACCGCUUUAGUGCAGUGAGGUACUGGGCACCGUUUGUUCUCAUUGGUGAUGACGUAACGCUCGAGUUUGAGGGCAUCAAAUAA